AUGAAAGAGAAGCUAGCGACUGACCAACUGGUUCUGCCAUACCAUCAGGAUGGAGGAACACCAAGUUUCGCUGAAGACUAUGCUCUGGCAGUAAAAAACCUCGAAGCCGACGGGCGCCCUAUAGAUGUUGGCCUCAUGGAUUCGUUAUACUAUCCAGUGCUAUCCUUAAGGACCCCUGGAGUCCUGGCAAGAUCUAUAUAUUGCUAUUCCUGGAGAGAAGGAGCGUGGACAGAGUUGAGACGGUUGCUAGAUAAACACACCUGGUUGCUAGGCGGCGAGGUGGUGGGGCCGACUCUAUUUUUAUCUAAACUAGCAGCUUUGGAACAGUCCACUCGUUCAGUCCGGCCGAGCAGCCCCUGCCUCACACAGGUGACAUCUUCUCCCAGUUUGUUCUCUCAUUCACGGCUGUAA
Messenger RNA from Nezara viridula (southern green stink bug), 411 nucleotides. Lineage: Eukaryota; Metazoa; Arthropoda; Insecta; Hemiptera; Pentatomidae. The record is from the annotation of a GenBank genome assembly.